Molecule: messenger RNA, 1155 nt
Organism: Rhopalosiphum padi (bird cherry-oat aphid)
Lineage: Eukaryota; Metazoa; Arthropoda; Insecta; Hemiptera; Aphididae
Exons: 8
Coding region: 1-1155 (384 amino acids)
Source: RefSeq, a predicted model, not a curated record
AUGGUUUCUUCAGACUACCAACCAGAAAAAUGUAAAUGGUCACUACACAAUUUUAUAAAAAUCUAUGGUUCUGAUGAAAACUAUAGUGAUGUAAAUACUGAUACUGAUAUAAAUAAUGCCAAAAGUCAACGUCGCAUAAGGGCCAAAAAAAUGUAUGAUUCUGACUCCAGCACUCAAUCUCAGUCACAAAUACAUCAUCCAGUAACAGUGUCAUCUUCAAUGCGAUUAAAGUAUCCAGAUCCUCCUAAACCUAUCACACCAGAUAUGUUUUGUGACCAAGAUUUUUUCAACACCAGUAAUAUUUCUAAUUUAAGUGAACUUGACAAAAAUUUAACCAAUGCGAAUUUAGAUGACAGCUUACUUUCCAACUUAAGUAUAGAAUUAACUAAAAUUGAUUCACUAUUUCCAACACAAUUCAUACAGAUUUCUAAUCAGCGUUCCACUAUAAAAAGUUCAGAUGUAAUGAGUCAUGCAGAAAAUGAUAAUUUUGAAUUAGAUAAUGUGAUAUUAGACAAUAAUAAAACAUUUUUAUCAAAAAACAAAAGCCAUGAAUUGGUUGAGACUAGAAGUCAAUGUAAACAUGAUUUGUCUGUUCUCGAGGAUUUAGCUGAAGUAAAGGUAAAGGUUCAAAAACUUUUGAUGAAUCAAAACACCAUUCUAAACAAGUUGGAUAAAUUACUAACAAAUGAUCGUUCAGUUGAUAAUUGCCUGUCUAAUAUUACAUCAAUACAAAUUGAUGAAUUUGAAAAACACUUCAAUGAACAUUUUCCUUUAAAAGAAUUAACACAAUUUAAUCAUAUUAAUGAGAUUUUAAACAAUAAGGCAUACUACAGUCUUAUGAAAAAGAAACUAUCAAUGUAUGGUGGUUCAAGCAUCAAUGAUGUUACCCGUCAUAUUCUUAUAAGACUUUUAAGCAACGAAAUAUCAACAUCUAUUACAUUUACUGGUAAUAAAGGAAAAAAAACAGGGUUUGCCAGUACCAACUAUUUUAAAGUGUUACUAGAAGUCGUCAGAGUCUUUUAUGAAUCAGCCACUGAAAAUCAUGUUAAACCUGCUAUUCAAAGUUGGUUUAAACAUGCACCUGAUCGCUUAUUAACUACUACACAGCUAAAAAAAAACAAUGUAUCCACCGCUAACAUUGAUUCAAAUACUUAA